AGCACUGUGCUUGAGUUAUUUGUGUGCAGUCUGAGCCGUGUGUGUGUGUAACAUGCACAUUAGAAUCUCAUAUAUCCCUCACCCCACCCUUCAUAGAGUCUUAUCCCCACGCUGAAAAGCAAUGCAAAAAUCAUUCAUAAAAAAAAACUGGACCCGAUAACUUUAACAGGAUCUGGAAAAAAAGGCGUAUGGCGACAGUCGAUAUUAAAACAUGCAGAGGCAGACGAGCUUGGGGCCUUACUGAGAGGAAUGAGACUGCAGCAGAGGCGAGAGGACAGGGAGAGAAAUGCUUACUGCAGCCCGCCACACUGAGCCAGAUGCUUUUCUUUUUCUUCUGCAUGCUUGCCCCCCUUCUGGGUUCCUGCUCUUUGAGUGAUCAGCUGAUGAAGAGGCUAGCAGCUCGCUGCUAUGCUGGCUUGCUAAUUCUCUCCCCUCCAGCUGCAGCUGCAGCCGAUCCAGCUACAACCCAUCCUGAUCCACAGAGACAGACUGCAGACUGCAGACAGGUGGAGGAGAACGGGGUCUUGGAGGACAUGGAAGAGGACAUCAGCCUGAAGAAACGGAAAGGUGAUCACCACGGCAACAAAGACUUAGAGUCACGAGACUCCGGCCAGGAGGCUGAAGGAGAAAAGGUCAAGAAGCGCCGGGGACGACCUCCGGCAGAGAAGCUGCUCCCCAACCCCCCCGAGCUCACCAAGCAGCUGAGCACACUGGUGGAUAUGGUCAUCAACUACAAAGAUGGGUUGGGCCGUCAGAUCAGCAAAGGCUUCAUCCAACUGCCUUCAAGGAAGGAGGUGUCAGAGUACUACGAGCUGAUCCGAAAGCCUGUGGACUUCAGGAGGAUCAGGGAGCGUGUGCGCAAUCAUAAGUACAGGAGUGUGGGAGAUCUGGAGAAAGACAUCAUACUGCUGUGUCACAACGCCCAGACCUUCAACCUGGAGGGAUCUCAGAUAUUUGAGGACUCGAUUGUUCUCAAGUCUGUGUUUGAGAGUGCACGACAAAGGAUUGUCAUUGAUGAUGUGAAACAGGACAGCACUGCCAUCCGUGAUGACGGAGGUCGAGACAAUCAGUUGGUUUCAUCAGCAGUGAAAAUGGCAACAAAGCAGGGGAAACAGAGGAUGAAGGAGGAGAGAAGCAGAAAGACGAAGGUCAAGAAAACAGUCUACAGUGAUGUAGACAGCGAUGAGGAUCUGGAGGACAAUACAGCUAAAGAUGAGGGUUGACCUGUAGGACCAACGCUAGUUAAUUUAUCCUCCUUAUCCUCUUUCUUUCUAUCCACUGUGACUGUUUUUGCGUUGCAGCUUAUUAAUUUGCUCACCUUGCAACAGGUUUGUCUCAUCUCGAGUCAAGAAAGCUACUCAAAGGAAUGUACAUAACUAAUAACUAAUUUUUUUUAUGAUGUUGCUCCCUCGGUCUUCAUGUGAAAGCUACUGUGUGUAUCCUUAAUGCUUUACCAGAGGAUAUCUCUCCACUCUUUUUCCAUUAGUUGUUUAUUUAUUUGAAUGUGUUAUUACUGUAUGUGUGAAAUUAGAAUGUAUUUCUGCUGAGACGGAGACCACCCUCAGAGAGUGGUGCCUGUUGAUAACAUCUCUAUGUGUUGUGUACAGGUAUGGGAGAUGUCAGAACAUGGUUGGUCAGCUCUUCAAUAUGACCAGGAUGGACACUCAAAAUGUGUGGAUUUAAAAUGAAAUUUGAUUCUGUAAUAAAACUCCAAAUAGGGGAAGUGUA
This is a messenger RNA of Oncorhynchus keta (chum salmon), 1728 nucleotides long. RefSeq names its product probable global transcription activator SNF2L2. Gene Ontology annotation, cellular component: RSC-type complex. Gene Ontology annotation, molecular function: protein binding. Bases 189 to 1223 code for a protein of 344 amino acids. The transcript has 7 exons. Lineage: Eukaryota; Metazoa; Chordata; Actinopteri; Salmoniformes; Salmonidae. Gene Ontology annotation, biological process: chromatin remodeling. The record is from RefSeq and is a predicted model, not a curated record.